AUGUUGAGCAAAAGGUGGAGUCCAGCUCGCAAGACCUCAAGUCACUUCGGUCCUGUCCGCACUCAAUAUCAGAGCCCGUGGGCGCGUGGAUGUUGCGGAUGGGAUGCUGCUCAGCAAUCCCAAUUUACAGCAGCGAAAGGGUUGCAGUCCAGAAGCGGAGCAAAUCCUUCUUCACCGGUGCGAUCGAUGGUAGCAGAUAUGCAAUGGGCGAUGGGAAGUAUGCAGAUCGCAGGGAUGUCGAGAAGCAGUCACGAUGUCCAAGGCCUCCACGUGCCUGGCGCAGGAGCCCUCCGAAUGGAUCAGGGCGGCCCUCAUCACUUAGCGCUCCGUCCAAGUGGCGGAUCGAAGUGGAGACUGAAGGACUUGAGCCAUGGCUGGACCGAGAGUGGAGAUGCAGAUCAACGGUUAGAUAAACCACGGGAGGACAGGAAUGCAUGUCAGGACAGUAGCUACUGUCACCCUGUAGACUCAUCGACUGUCGACCGCAGUGUCACGCGGGAAUCGCUCACCGGUCGGCCGUGGACGAAACAAGAUCGCCCAUUGCUUAUCGGGUGUAUCUACUACGCAGGUACACAUUGCGAGAUACAACCUUAUCGUUUGCUGCCCGUGAGGUACGCGAGACACACUCCUACAGUACGUAAUGGAGAGAGUGUGUGA
Molecule: messenger RNA, 657 nt
Organism: Penicillium oxalicum
Lineage: Eukaryota; Fungi; Ascomycota; Eurotiomycetes; Eurotiales; Aspergillaceae
Exons: 1
Coding region: 1-657 (218 amino acids)
Source: RefSeq, a predicted model, not a curated record